Molecule: messenger RNA, 2569 nt
Organism: Ornithorhynchus anatinus (platypus)
Lineage: Eukaryota; Metazoa; Chordata; Mammalia; Monotremata; Ornithorhynchidae
Gene: ATP6V1A
Product: ATPase H+ transporting V1 subunit A
Exons: 16
Coding region: 233-2086 (617 amino acids)
Biological process (GO): proton transmembrane transport; ATP metabolic process
Cellular component (GO): proton-transporting V-type ATPase, V1 domain; lysosomal membrane
Molecular function (GO): ATP binding; ATP hydrolysis activity; proton-transporting ATPase activity, rotational mechanism
Source: RefSeq, a predicted model, not a curated record
CGUGAGGCUGAGCCCCCGCCCUGGCGCUGAGCCGCGGCCGGUGCAGUGUCAGAGCGCCGGGGCCCGGGCCGCAGCCGACCCUGCAGCAGCAGCCGAAGCAGCAGCCGCAAUCUCUUCUCACCUCCCUGUCAGCCGGGGGAAGGGGCCGCAGCAGAGCCGUUGUUCUGAGCUCCUCGGUGCUGAGCCCUAGGACUGCUGGGCUUCUCCCCCUGAACCCAGGUGUGUGGAGAAGAUGGAUUUCUCCAAACUCCCCAAGAUCGCCGAUGAGGACCAUGAGAGCGCCUUUGGCUUCGUUCAUGGAGUCUCAGGCCCUGUGGUGACGGCUUGCAAUAUGGCCGGAGCAGCCAUGUAUGAGCUUGUACGCGUUGGCCACAGCGAGCUGGUGGGAGAGAUUAUCCGGCUGGAGGGUGACAUGGCCACCAUCCAAGUGUACGAAGAAACCUCCGGAGUAUCUGUGGGCGACCCCGUCCUGCGAACAGGGAAGCCCCUCUCGGUGGAGCUCGGCCCCGGCAUCAUGGGCGCCAUCUUCGACGGGAUCCAGAGACCGCUGUCAGAUAUCAGCAACCAAACCCAGAGUAUCUACAUCCCCAGGGGCGUCAACGUGUCUGCCCUCAGCCGCGAUCUCAAGUGGGACUUCACGCCUUGCAAGAACCUUCGGGUGGGCAGUCACAUCACAGGCGGCGAUAUCUAUGGGCUUGUCAACGAAAACUCGCUCAUCAGGCACAAAAUCAUGCUUCCCCCGCGCAGCAGAGGGACAGUGACCUACCUUGCCCCUGCCGGCCACUACGACGCUUCGGACGUGGUGCUGGAGCUGGAGUUUGAGGGAAUCAAAGAGAAGUUCACCAUGGUUCAGGUGUGGCCUGUCCGCCAGGUCCGUCCAGUCACGGAGAAGCUGCCGGCCAACCACCCUCUGUUGACCGGCCAGCGGGUCCUGGAUGCCCUUUUUCCGUGUGUUCAGGGCGGGACCACGGCCAUCCCCGGGGCCUUCGGCUGUGGGAAGACCGUCAUCUCCCAAUCUCUCUCCAAGUACUCCAACAGUGACGUGAUCAUCUACGUGGGCUGUGGCGAGCGAGGAAACGAGAUGUCCGAAGUGCUGAGGGACUUCCCAGAGCUCACAAUGGAAGUGGAUGGUAAAGUGGAGUCUAUAAUGAAGAGGACGGCUUUGGUUGCCAAUACCUCCAACAUGCCCGUGGCUGCUAGAGAAGCCUCUAUCUACACCGGGAUUACCCUCUCUGAGUAUUUCCGAGACAUGGGCUAUCACGUCAGCAUGAUGGCAGAUUCCACGUCCCGCUGGGCCGAGGCCCUGAGAGAGAUCUCGGGGCGCCUAGCUGAAAUGCCUGCCGACAGUGGUUAUCCUGCUUACCUGGGGGCCCGGCUGGCCUCCUUCUACGAGCGGGCUGGCCGUGUCAAGUGUCUCGGAAACCCAGAGCGGGAAGGGAGCGUCAGCAUUGUGGGAGCGGUUUCCCCACCCGGCGGCGACUUCUCCGAUCCUGUCACUUCGGCUACCCUCGGCAUCGUUCAGGUGUUCUGGGGCUUGGACAAGAAGCUGGCCCAGCGCAAGCACUUCCCCUCAGUCAACUGGCUCAUCAGCUACAGCAAGUAUAUGCGGGCCUUGGACGAGUACUACGACAAGCACUUUACCGAGUUCGUCCCCUUGCGAACCAAGGCCAAGGAGAUCCUGCAGGAGGAGGAGGACCUGGCCGAGAUUGUGCAGCUGGUGGGCAAGGCCUCCUUGGCAGAAACGGAUAAGAUCACCCUGGAGGUUGCAAAACUGAUCAAAGAUGACUUCCUGCAGCAGAACGGUUACACUCCUUACGAUAGGUUCUGCCCCUUCUACAAGACCGUCGGGAUGCUUUCCAACAUGAUAUCUUUCUAUGACAUGGCCCGCCGAGCGGUCGAGACCACCGCUCAGAGCGACAACAAGAUCACGUGGUCUGUCAUCCGCGAGCACAUGGGCGAGAUUCUCUAUAAACUUACCUCCAUGAAAUUCAAGGAUCCGGAGAAGGACGGUGAGGCCAAGAUCAAGGCUGACUAUGCCCAGCUCUUUGAGGAUAUGCAGAAUGCCUUCCGCAGCCUUGAAGACUAGAAGCGAGACUGUCCUCCUCCUCCUCCCCACACCCUCAGCUUCUACGGGUUCUCUUCUCUUUCAGUUCCUCAUCCUCCUCCUCCUCUCAGCUCCUGGCUUCUCUGUUGUGCAGAACUGUGGUGUGUAUGUGUGCGUGUGCGUGUGUGUGUGCGCGUGCAUGCGUUCAUGCGUGUCCUUGUUCACUUAGGCAGAUUGUCUAGAAAACAAACAUUCCUUGGCGUUGCGUGGAGGAGGGCCUCUGACUCUGGGGAACUGGGGGAUGAGUGAGUGGGCAUAUCUCUGCAGUUACCAUCCCACACUGUGACUUGAGAGAGGCCAAACUCUCCCUCUCUCCCAAUUUGAACUCAUUUUCCCUUCAUAGGUCCCUCUCUUCACCUUCAAAUUCUAAGCUAUAUGGGCACUGUAGGCGCAGGUUUGUUGGGAGGGUCUGGCCUGUGCCCCUUGGCCAGGGAGUAGUCCCAACAAGCUGCUUAGCCAGCCCUU